AUGAAAGUAGCUGUUGCUCUUCUCCUUUGUGCUAUGUGUCUUCUGGGCCUGGAUGCCCAGUGCCCUGAUCCGAGCACCCUGAAAGAUUCAGAGGGCAACAAACUCUGUGCUCGCAUGUUUGAGGACAGCAACUACUACUAUGAGCAAAGCUGUGGAGGACAGUACCUUGAUGUUAAUCCCAAUGACGAUGUUCCGAUAAUCCCAACGCACUGGAACAACCGCGCAUCCUCUCUGGUGGUGAGCAAGUUCUGCAGCCUGACUGUGUGGUCUCGCAUCAAGAAGAAUGGAACCAAGAGGAAGUUUUCUGCUGGCAUUGUGUACCGCCUCAAAGAUGUGAAGAAGGGCUUGUUUGGAAACUGGGACAAUUCCAUCUCUGCAUACUACUGCACAUGCUAA
Molecule: messenger RNA, 396 nt
Organism: Electrophorus electricus (electric eel)
Lineage: Eukaryota; Metazoa; Chordata; Actinopteri; Gymnotiformes; Gymnotidae
Product: syncollin
Biological process (GO): exocytosis
Cellular component (GO): secretory granule membrane
Source: RefSeq, a predicted model, not a curated record